Messenger RNA from Leguminivora glycinivorella, 2674 nucleotides. It is a transcript of the gene mirr, whose product is annotated as homeobox protein caupolican. Gene Ontology annotation, molecular function: DNA-binding transcription factor activity, RNA polymerase II-specific; RNA polymerase II cis-regulatory region sequence-specific DNA binding. Gene Ontology annotation, cellular component: nucleus. Lineage: Eukaryota; Metazoa; Arthropoda; Insecta; Lepidoptera; Tortricidae. The coding region runs from base 335 to 1624 and encodes 429 amino acids. The record is from RefSeq and is a predicted model, not a curated record. Gene Ontology annotation, biological process: cell development; regulation of transcription by RNA polymerase II; neuron differentiation. The transcript is spliced from 5 exons.
AGAAGGAGCGGUGAGGUGCACGCACACAGGCACCAGUGUGCGUGUGCGCGCCGAGCGGGACGGUCGACGGCAGAGCGAGACCGCGGCGCCAAUUACUAUCACCUGGCGGGCAGCUACCGCAUUACCCACUGCCGCCGCGCGCGCCACCACGCGCCGUCACCACGCGGUCCGCUCCGCUCCCGACGCAUCGAUCCGGCGCCCGGCCCGGCAGCCUGCACCGCCGGAUGCGCCGGCUGAAACCGACAGACAUGACACAGUGAAGUGUACGGACAGUGACGCGGAUAAUACGUGGAUUUUUUUUAAUUGUUCAAACUCAAAAAAAUUACAGUGAAAAAUGACGUCCCAGUUCGCCUUCCGAGGAUCUCCGCCCAAUCAGAGCACCAUAUCGACAGCCUCCAACAGUCCACCGCCGGCGACGGCGGGGAUGAGCGGCGCGAGCGGCGGCGCGGCGCGGCCCGGCUCGCCCGCGCCCGCCGCGCCGCGCUGCUGCGACACCGGCCGGCCCAUCUUCCAGGACCCUAUAACCGGCCAGACGGUGUGUUCCUGCCAGUACGAGUUCCUCAACUACCAGCGGCUGGCGUCGGGCGUGCCGCUCUCCAUGUACAGUGCGCCCUACUCGGACGCCGCCGCCGCCACCGCGGCCGGCAUGGCGGCCUACUUCCCGGCGCUGGCCGCCGACCAACCGCCUUUCUACACUAACGCCGCUGCGGGUAUCGAACUGAAGGAGAACUUGGCGGCUAGCGCUGCGAGUUGGCCCUACCCGACAGUAUACCACCCCUACGAUGCCGCUUUCGCCGGCUACCCCUUCAACGGAUACGGAAUGGACCUUAACGGAGCCAGAAGAAAAAAUGCUACACGAGAGACGACGAGCACUCUUAAGGCUUGGUUAAACGAGCACAAGAAAAACCCGUACCCGACGAAAGGCGAGAAGAUCAUGCUCGCCAUCAUCACCAAGAUGACGCUCACGCAGGUUUCCACGUGGUUCGCCAACGCGCGCCGCCGCCUCAAGAAGGAGAACAAGAUGACGUGGGAGCCGCGGAACAGGGUCGAUGACGAUGACAAUAAUAAUGAUGACGAUGACCACAAGAGCAACGACGGAAAGGAUGUAUUAGAUGGAAAAGAUUCUGGAACCGGAUCGAGCGAAGACGGCGACCGGCCACAGCAAAGGUUGGACAUGCUAGGACAGAGGACGGAGUCCGAGUGGUCAGAAUCGCGCGCCGACAGCGGGCCCGAGUCGCCGGAGCCGUACGAGCGGCCGCUGCAUCCGGCCUACCAGCACCUGCCCUCACGGGCGCCCCCCGGCAGCACGCCCGCCUCCGCCAAGCCGCGAAUAUGGUCUUUGGCGGACAUGGCGAGUAAAGACGGUGACGCCCCUCCGCCGCCGCCGUCCGCCUCGGCCUUCUACCAGUCGGCAGCGGCGGCGGCGGCGGCCGCGCGGCUCGCGCACCCGUACGGGCGGGCCGAGUUGUACCGCGGGCUGUACCCUCCCGCCACGCCGGCCGACGUGGCGCUGCUCGAGUACUCGCGGUCCCUGGCGCUGGCGGCCCCGGCGCCCGCGCCGCCCGCGCCCUCGCCCUCCUCCUCGUCCACGUCGUCGCUGGCCGAGCCGCCGCCGCGCGCCUGACCGCCGGCCCCCCGCCCGCCGCUGGCGCACCGACAAUAACCACGACCCGCCGUCGCCGCCGUGCCGCCGGUCGCCACGCAACCACGCGAGGGCCUUCUCACCUGUAAAUAAAUCUAUAGAAUAAUAUUAUAAAUAUGUAUACAUACAUUAUACAUGAUAAUAAUAAAUGUGCACCGGUAGAGAAGCUUAAUAAUGUGAUAGUGGAGCGGAGGGGCCACCGGCCGCUCCGCGCGCGCCGCGCCGGGCCGACUGACCGACAAUACUAGGUGCUAACCAGUUGGACCUUGCAACAAACACGUUUAUGUAUUUAUAUUCGGAGGUGGUUAAACAAAGUGAUCUAUAAUUCAAGAAUAGGUAUUAACAUGUGUUACGUUUUUUUUAGAUAAAAUAACACAGUUUAGACUUUUAUUUGUACCUAUAUCUAUGUAGAGUGUAAAUUAUUAUUUUCACAUUUCUCCCAUAUAUUUUAGUGUCUAGAGGCGUAUUCAGAAACGUGAAAAAUGAUAACUAUAAACCGACCUAUGUAACAUGCGCUAUACACUACAGUGAUGUACAUGCGUGUGAGAGCGGUGCGCUGACAUAUAAUAAUUAAGUAAUAUUGAUGUACGAUUUCACGUUUCUAAAUACGCUUCUUAAUUACGUCCACUUUAUGUCUAUUGUUUAAUAGUGUUUUAGAUAAAUCUAACAUCGCAUCUUAACUAUUUAUUUUACGAGGUCAGUAAGCCUUAACCCUUUAUAUUAAGUUUAAAUAACUACCAGUACCAGAUUUGUUGAGAAUUUUCGAAAUCUGAGUAAUUCAUUUCUAGUCAGAAGACUAUGAUCGUCUAUCUAUGUUAAACAUAAAUGAAAUUUCAUUAUUGAUGACGUUUCAUUUGUCGUUAAGAGUGUCGUAAAUAUUUUAACAUACUGUAGGUACAUACAUAUUUAGUGAAGAGUUUAGACAUUAGGAGGAGGAGCGCGGCGGGCGCGCCGGUCGGCGUCCGCUCCGGUCGGCGUCCGCGCCGGUCGGCGUCCGCUCCGGUCGGCGUCCGCGCCGGUCGGCGUCCGCGC